AUGGCCAAAAAAAGGCCAAAUAAAAAAAAUGUUAAAUCAAAGAAUGUAAAAAAGAAGCGAAUUAAUGGCUCUGAUGCUAAUUUAAAAAGGAAUCCUAAAGAUGAUAAACCUGGAAAACAAACCAGAAAGAAUCAGCCAUCUAAAAAAAUAAUUAAAACAGAGAACAAGAGUAUAAAAGAUAUCAGUGAAAAUGAUAUUAAAAAAUUCACAACUCUGGAGCAAUAUAAACAAUACAUAUCGCAAAUAUGCACGCAGGCGAUAACGUACCCAGAAACACACCUAAAACAAGUAAAUUUAUUAUAUAAUGUCAUAGAGAAGAAGGGAACAGGCACGGAAAGCUUAUUGAAUCACGUAAAAAAGUUAGCAAUACUAUCGCUAGUCUCAGUAGUUAGCCAUUUGCUGCCAAGAGUAAGCCAUGAGUUAAACCAAGUGGACCAGGAGGUGGUGAGGAGGACGGAAACGGCACACAGCGCAAACAUAAUAGACCAGGAGAGACAAAUAACAACGAGAACGAUUGAAACAAGAGACAGGCUGACGAAGUACAUAAAGGCGAACCUGUCUGAAAACCCAGAUCUCUUUGUGCCGCUGAUAUCAAGGCUGGUGAAAGCAGACAACAGAGUGUCGGACGAUCUGCUCACACUGUGUUUAAAGUACUCAAAAGUGUCGGAAUCGUGCCUAAAAGCAAUAAGUGAACUAUUUCAGUACGGAUCAAUGCUUGAUAUACACAGAUACCUGAAAUUUAUAUUCAAAUCACAACACAUUAACCACAAAGUGAUUAGAAUAAUCAACGAUAUUCAAAUAAAUAAGAAACAACACGAAUACGUGAUCUCGGAGGAAACGAGUAAACCUGAGGAGAAUAAACAAAAGUCUAAAAAGAAGCACGACAAAUACAAGAACGAAAUACUGAUUUGGAUAAUAACGUUUUACACAAAAACACUGAGAGAAGGGAAGGAUUUUAACAUGGUAGAGUCAUGUAUUGAAGGACUCGGCAAAUACGGGUUAAUAUUGGAGGAGAGUAUACAACUGGAGUUGUUGGCGGAAUUGAGAAAAGCACUUAACACGUACAUUGAAAGGGACUCGAGGAAUCAUAGACUGGUGAUAUCAGGAGUGAACACAGUUAUAAAGCUGGUGAAAGUGGUUAAAAACUUCGAGUAUAACUGGAUGUAUGAAAUAUUCACCAGCCUAUGUAGGAACAUAGCCCCAGUCUUGAUUCAAGGAGAGCUAACGCUAAACGAUGGCUCAAAGCUGAAUCUGGAGGAAAUAGUGACCAAGAACGAGGAAAACAGAUCAGUGUUUUUCACACACCCGUGUUACACGCAAACAUUCCUGAAGUCGUUGGACAAUCUGUCUAAUUUAUUGGUUAAAUCCACAAUCAUAGCUGACUUUCAAGUGUUGACGGAUCUAGUGCAAGUGCUAAUUUCACUGUGCCUGCAAGUGGACUCAAAUGUGGCACUGUCGCUCAUGUGCUAUGUUAACGAAAUCAUCAACAAGGUCCCCAAGUUACGGCCACUAAUAUCGAAGGAAGGCAUCGUUUUCUCAAUUUUAACGAAGGGGAAGACGUCGUACUGGGAGCUGAGCAUGAUGAAAUCGCACUACCUACCGCAUUUGAAGUCCAUGUUCAGUGCUUCCAAGGAUUCCAACACAAUAAGCCUGAAAAACAAGCCACCUUCAACACACAUGGAUCCAAAGGAGGUUGAAACCGGCAAGUAUUUCAACUGCGCAGGCCUGGAUAUGUAUCAAAUACUAUUUCCACAAAACUUCACAGAAUAUGUAAAGAAUAUUCGCUAA
Theileria orientalis strain Shintoku is the source of this 1788-nucleotide messenger RNA. RefSeq lists its product as hypothetical. Gene Ontology annotation, cellular component: nucleolus. Bases 1 to 1788 code for a protein of 595 amino acids. NCBI's taxonomy places the organism in Eukaryota, Apicomplexa, Aconoidasida, Piroplasmida, Theileriidae. Gene Ontology annotation, biological process: DNA replication initiation. Gene Ontology annotation, molecular function: chromatin binding. The record is from RefSeq and is a predicted model, not a curated record. The transcript has 6 exons.